AUGCCUUCUGGUAAACAGAGAAUAAUCAGCUUUGGAUUGAAUGAAACCAAGCUGAAUCAAGCUAGGAAAACACAAUCUGGGUUAAGGGGAACAAAAAAUGGGGACUUUUUCUCAAUAUGGAAUUAUGAUGGCAAAAUUGCAUAUGAAGACAUCAUUGAAGAGACAAAAGACUUUGACAUUAUAUAUUGCAUUGGAACAAGCGGUUAUGGUAGUGUUUACAAAGCACAGUUGCCCAAUGGUAAAGUGGUUGCCUUAAAGAAACUUCAUUGCUUAGAAGUUGAGGACCCAACUUUUGACAAGAGUUUCAAAAACGAGAUCAAAAUGUUAACAAAAAUUCGACAUAGAAAUAUUGUUAAACUUUAUGGCUACUAUUUGCAAAAAAGAUGCAUGUUUUUGGUCUAUGAGUACAUGGAAAUGGGAAGCUUGUUUUCUGUCCUAAGCAAUGAUGUUAAGGUUGUGGAAUUGGAUUGGAUGAAAAGGAUGACUGUCAUCGAAAGUAUAGCUCAUGCCUUAUCUUAUAUGCAUCAUGAAUGUGUCCAAGUUAUUGUUCAUCAAGGUAUAAGCAGCAACAAUAUUCUAUUGAACUCUGAGUUGGAGGCUUUUGUCUCUGAUUUUGGUAUGGCUAGAAAUCUUGAUCCGAAUUCCUCCAAUCAGACUUUACUUGCUGGGACUUUUGGUUAUAUUGCUCCAGUCCCUGUUUAG
Messenger RNA from Quercus lobata, 702 nucleotides. RefSeq names its product MDIS1-interacting receptor like kinase 2-like. The coding region runs from base 1 to 702 and encodes 233 amino acids. The transcript has 3 exons. Lineage: Eukaryota; Viridiplantae; Streptophyta; Magnoliopsida; Fagales; Fagaceae. Gene Ontology annotation, molecular function: protein kinase activity; ATP binding. The record is from RefSeq and is a predicted model, not a curated record. Gene Ontology annotation, biological process: protein phosphorylation.